GCAACAAGUGGCCGCCGCGCCCUCCCCGGGGAAGCCGCGGACGCACGGGGGCGCAGGGCGGAGACGGAGGAGCCGGACAGCCGGGGGCAGGCGCGGCUCGGCUCGCACGGCUUGGGGACCGCGGAGGCGCAUGGGGACCCCGCGGCGGAGGAGCGGCGAGCCUAGGGGCGGCACCCGGGCGCGGGCUGUGCGUUGCGCUGCUCCCACUCGCCCGGAGCGCGGAAUCUGAGAGCCCCGGUGGUUGUCCUGGAGCCGGCCCGCCACCCUCGGGGGUGCCAGGAGCGGACCUAGCACCACCCCUCCGGCCGCACAGCAGUGCCGAGCCCCCAAACCCAGAUCGGCCCUCGGUAGGGGCAUGUGCAGCUAACGGUCCGGUCCUGCCCGCUUUCCUCUGCCCCGCCGCCUGGGAGGUGCGCCCCAGCUAUGCAGUGUCCAGGGAGGAGGCGGGCAUGACGGCGACAGGAUGGGCGCGAACAAUGGCAAACAGUACGGCAGUGAGGGCAAAGGCAGCUCAAGCGUCUCAUCCGACGUGAGUUCAAGCACAGAUCACACACCAACCAAAGCCCAGAAGAAUGUAGCCACCAGCGAAGAUUCUGACUUGAGCAUGCGCACAUUGAGCACGCCCAGCCCAGCCUUGAUAUGUCCACCGACUUUGCCAGGAUUUCAAAAUGGAAGGGGCUCGUCCACAUCUUCAUCCUCCAUCACUGGGGAGACUGUGGCUAUGGUUCAUUCCCCACCUCCGACCCGCCUCACUCACCCACUCAUUCGGCUUGCCUCCAGACCCCAGAAAGAGCAAGCCAGCAUAGACCGGCUCCCGGACCACUCCAUGGUGCAGAUCUUCUCCUUCCUGCCCACCAACCAGCUAUGCCGCUGUGCACGUGUGUGCCGCCGCUGGUACAACCUGGCCUGGGACCCGCGCCUUUGGAGGACUAUCCGUCUCACUGGAGAGACCAUCAAUGUGGACCGUGCCCUGAAAGUACUGACCCGCAGGCUUUGCCAGGACACCCCCAAUGUGUGUCUCAUGCUGGAGACUGUCAUUGUCAGUGGCUGCCGGCGGCUCACAGACCGAGGGCUUUAUACCAUUGCACAAUGCUGUCCAGAACUGAGGCGCCUGGAAGUCUCAGGAUGUUACAAUAUCUCCAAUGAGGCUGUCUUUGAUGUGGUGUCACUCUGUCCCAACCUGGAGCAUCUGGAUGUAUCAGGGUGCUCCAAAGUUACCUGCAUCAGCUUGACCCGGGAGGCCUCCAUUAAACUGUCCCCCUUGCAUGGCAAACAGAUUUCCAUCCGAUACCUUGAUAUGACGGACUGCUUCGUGCUGGAGGACGAAGGCUUGCACACCAUCGCAGCUCACUGCACGCAGCUCACACACCUCUAUCUGCGCCGCUGUGUCCGCCUCACGGAUGAGGGUCUCCGCUACCUGGUGAUCUACUGCACUUCCAUCAAAGAGCUGAGUGUCAGCGACUGCCGCUUCGUCAGUGACUUUGGCCUGCGGGAGAUUGCUAAACUGGAGUCUCGCUUGAGGUACCUCAGCAUCGCCCACUGCGGCCGCAUCACGGAUGUGGGCAUUCGUUAUGUGGCUAAAUACUGCAGCAAAUUACGCUACCUCAAUGCGAGGGGCUGCGAGGGCAUCACGGACCAUGGUGUGGAGUACCUUGCCAAGAACUGCACAAAACUGAAGUCUCUGGACAUUGGCAAAUGUCCCCUGGUCUCUGACACAGGCCUGGAAUCCCUGGCUUUGAACUGCUUCAAUCUCAAGAGGUUAAGCCUCAAGUCCUGUGAGAGCAUCACAGGCCAGGGCCUGCAGAUCGUGGCUGCCAACUGCUUUGACCUACAGAUGUUAAAUGUCCAGGACUGUGAAGUUUCAGUAGAGGCCCUGCGGUUUGUGAAGCGCCAUUGCAAGCGCUGUGUCAUUGAGCAUACCAAUCCUGCUUUCUUCUGAAGGGACAGCUCCCAUUGCACAAUGAGAACCAAACGAUGCUUUGUAAAAGUGUCCCAUGUAAGCACCCAUACCCAUUCACAGCAGCUAUUUUUCUUUCGGUAAGGUUCUUAGGAGUCUGGCUUUAAUUUUUUUUUUAUUUCUCAUGAGCAAAAGAUGUCAAAAAACGAAGGGGAACCCCAAAUUUCUACCAUGGUCAAUUUUUAGAUAAACGUCACAAGGGAUGCACCUCAGCAGGCUUGUCACUGUGUCUCAGAAAUGCCCCUUACCCCUCUUUCCCUUUCCCCUCCUGUACACAAGCCACACCCCAAGUGCCACACUCUCAUCUUCUAACCCUGAAGCAGCUGCAACAUUAAGCCUUGAAGAAGGCUCUCCAAAGCUGCCCCUUAAACGACUUGAUGGACGUAAGCCCCACUCCUAAAUCCCACACCAAGCCAAUUAUGGUUAAAGUAAUAUUAACACUCCAUGUGUGCAAAGAGCUCUCCUAUGUUAACACAUUUCAGCAAACCCUAUGGAGUAAGCGGAGACAUGAUUUCUCUCCCAGCUUGAUCAGUAACUAGCCUUGUGAACUUGGUCAAAACACCUCACGUUUCUGAGAUUUUCACCACCAGGGCUAGGGACUAGCCUCAUGCCCAUUUUAGAAUUGAGAGAUGCUCUGUUCAGAGAUGCUGCUGAGCUGAGCAGUGUAUAAAGCACACACGGGUGGCGCUUGUGAGAGAACUGGAUAUGUAAGCAAGAUACGCUUUCGGGAGGUUCAGUGGGCUUACUGUAAGUCCGUACUGGGUUCUGCUCAGGUCUCCCUUUGCUCUCAUCUGAGAACCAACACAACCGUACGGUGAGCUAGUCUUCUGUGCAUCCUUUGCUGUGUUGGGCUCACAUUCACACAAGCUUUUGCGUUUUCCCUCACCCCGCCACAUCCUACUCAGAAGGGAGGGUGCCUCUCACAGGAAGCCCCUAUCUCUGUCAGCUUGUAUCCUCUGAGCAUUUUCAAACCCAACUAAGAACCCUUAUCAUUUAUAAUAACCAAGUGAGGCCCAAGGGAACCCAGGUCCUUAAGGUUUCUCGAAACCUUCUUGAUGCACGCGUGCUAUGCCUCAGGCACAUCUGUCCUGCCUCCAGCGGGGACAGGCACCUUGGUCCUUUGUCAUCCAUGUUUCAUUGUGACGUCUCUCUUCUAUUUAUUUCUCCAUCACACAAAGCCUCCUGGGGUUAAGUUUAUAAAUGUUUAAUUGUAGGAACACCACCUGCCCGCUGUCUUCAUGUUUUCUAUAAGGGAUGUAAAACAGACGUCCAGGUGUUUCAAUAUUAUUCAUUCAAGGUGCCAAGCACAGAGAGGAGGCAACACACUGGUGAGACAGAUGCUGGCACAUGCACCACGGUCCUGGAACAGAACAUUAAAAUCAUUUCAAAAUUUGAAUUUUAAGUUGAUGAGCUCUUAAAUGGUCCCUUCUGAAUAGAAGCCAACUUGCUAGUUUCAUUUUUUUUUUUAAGGAAUCAGCCAGAAAAAAAAUGCUAUUGCUUGUUUUCAUGAACUCCAGUUGUCUCUUUUUAGUAAACCCAGGACUUCCCCUAAAGUAUUCUCUAGCCAUUUCCCUUCCCCAUCACUGUGGACAGUUCACCCACAUUCUUCUCAAAGUGUUUAUCCCCCAACCCCAGAGCCUUUGCCAAGCGUGCUACAUUUGUUACAGACCAAGCUUAUACACCGCUCGACAACUGCACUCCCACUGUAGGCUCCGGUGUGUACUCUUGUCUUAUGUUGGGAAGGAGAAGUUAAGUGAUAAGCCAGCAAUUCUCCCAGAGGUUGCUGUCAUUGAUCCUGUGAACUCCAGCUUCCUGUUCAGUUCACACCAUCCUCAGGAUCAGAUGGCUGAUCACGGGUGUCGGAAAAGAAAGUAAAAAGUUUAGUCCUGGGGACAGGAUCUAGGGACAGCCACUGAGUUUAGAAUCAUAAAAGAAAUUGAAGGUAGCAUCCUUCUGCUCUCUGACUGUGGCUUUCACUAAACCUUGUGAUUUGGAGAGUCACAAUGGGUUGUCUGUAACCCUUGACACUGGGACAUGCCAAUUAAUCUGCUUCAAUACUCCCAGAAUGAGCAGGGGGUCCAAAGUAGAUCCCUGAGUCAUUUUGAAUAAUUGUAUCACCACUGACCGAGUACAUCACCUGAACUGUCAUGUGAGACCCAAGGGACGUUUCACACUUGCUGCCUGCCCAGCACAUAUGUCUUUCCCAGUUUCUUCCUUUCUCAUCUUCUUCAUACCCUCUGCUUUCUACUGGGGUGGAGGUAUGGAUCUGUCACAGAGGUUCUUGGGAACAGCUCAGCAGAUGUUUUUGAGACCAAGCAAAUGGCCUCAUUAAGAACUUUAUCUGUUUGGAAACAUGGCUUCCUUCCUGGCUCUGCUAAACUGAAUGGUAUUUGUUGUUGUUGCUGUUGUUUGUUUGUCUGUUUCUCUUUAAUUCUAAUGUUCAAAUCACGUUGUGCUGUAUGCCUCUAGAAAGCCUUAAUUUACUUCCACCAAGAAAUAAAGCAAUAUGUUGGUAA
Grammomys surdaster is the source of this 4473-nucleotide messenger RNA. RefSeq names its product F-box and leucine rich repeat protein 7 (gene Fbxl7). Gene Ontology annotation, cellular component: SCF ubiquitin ligase complex. The record is from RefSeq and is a predicted model, not a curated record. Gene Ontology annotation, molecular function: protein binding. The transcript has 4 exons. Bases 464 to 1939 code for a protein of 491 amino acids. Gene Ontology annotation, biological process: SCF-dependent proteasomal ubiquitin-dependent protein catabolic process. Lineage: Eukaryota; Metazoa; Chordata; Mammalia; Rodentia; Muridae.